This is a messenger RNA of Fomitopsis serialis, 954 nucleotides long. Its product is annotated as WD40 repeat-like protein. Bases 1 to 954 code for a protein of 317 amino acids. Gene Ontology annotation, molecular function: protein binding. Lineage: Eukaryota; Fungi; Basidiomycota; Agaricomycetes; Polyporales; Fomitopsidaceae. The record is from RefSeq and is a predicted model, not a curated record. The transcript has 8 exons.
AUGCCUGGUCCCUCUAAAACACCCAACUCUGACGGGACGCCAGCGUACAAGACACGAUAUAUUCUGAGCGGACAUAGCCGACCCAUCUCAUCCAUAAGAUUCAGCGCGGACGGCAGGAUGCUUGCUUCGGCAGCCGCGGAUAAGACUGUCAAGCUAUGGAACACUGAAACAGGAGAAAUACUUCAUACUCUCGAAGGGCAUACGGAGGGUAUCUCUGAUGUUGCUUGGUCACCGGACGGCGAAUUCCUUGCGUCCGCCUCGGACGACAAGACCAUACGGGUAUGGAGUCUAGAGAUGAUGGAGACCAUGGUAAUUCUCAAAGGCCAUACGAACUUUGUGUUCUGCAUCAACUUCAGUCCGAAAUCAAACUUAUUGGUUUCGGGCGGCUUCGACGAAACAGUGCGGAUAUGGGAUGUAGCCAGAGGACGAACACUCAAGACAUUGCCUGCACACUCGGAUCCAGUGACGGCUGUCACCUUCAAUCACGAUGGCACGCUCAUUGCGUCCUGCGCAAUGGACGGUCUCAUACGCAUAUGGGACGCAGAGUCUGGGCAGUGUCUCAAGACUCUAGCGGACGAUGACAAUCCUAUAUGCUCACAUAUCAAGUUCACGCCAAAUUCGCGGUUCAUUCUAGCAUCGACACAAGAUUCUACAAUACGGUUAUGGAACACACAAACCUCACGAUGCGUGAAGACGUACACCGGUCACACAAAUCGAACGUAUUGCUUAUUCGCGGACUUUGCCCCUGGGGCGAAGCAUAUCGUGAGCGGAAGUGAAGAUACGAGGAUUUAUGUAUGGGACCUCCAGACUCGUAAAGUGGCUCAAAUUCUGGAAGGGCACAGGGAUGUGGUGAUUGCUGUAGCGUCGCAUCCUACAAAACGGAUGCUUGCAUCGGCAUCAAUGGAGAAGGACAUGACGAUUCGGCUUUGGGUGGACACAAAUUGCGUAUCAUAG